Molecule: messenger RNA, 4049 nt
Organism: Monopterus albus (swamp eel)
Lineage: Eukaryota; Metazoa; Chordata; Actinopteri; Synbranchiformes; Synbranchidae
Gene: cpt1ab
Product: carnitine palmitoyltransferase 1Ab (liver)
Exons: 19
Coding region: 216-2531 (771 amino acids)
Biological process (GO): fatty acid metabolic process; carnitine metabolic process
Cellular component (GO): mitochondrion
Molecular function (GO): carnitine O-palmitoyltransferase activity
Source: RefSeq, a predicted model, not a curated record
GAGGAAACCAAACGCAGACAAGACGUGUUCUGUUUUCAGAGUGCUUUUUUUGAAUGAACUAAAAAUGGAAUCUGAAAAGAAAAGGAAAAAACACUGAUUGGCAAAACCAAAUGGAGCUUUGCAGGAGAAACGUUUCUGUUCGAGAGAAAAGCAGACUGGUGAAAGCCCAAUAAUGUAUCUCACCUGAAGUGUGACCCUGUACUGUAGUAGCCACCAUGGCAGAAGCACACCAGGCUGUGGCCUUUCAGUUCACUGUCACCCCUGAUGGCAUUGACCUACACCUGUGCCAUGAGGCUCUACGUCAAGUUUACCUCUCUGGCCUCCACUCCUGGAAGAAAAGGUUCAUUCGGUUCAAGAAUGGGAUAAUGACUGGUGUGUACCCGGGCAGCCCUGCUGGGUUCAUGAUAGUGGUUGUGUCCUACAUGUCCUACAAUAAAUACAAACAGCUGGAUCCCUCUAUGGGAUUGAUUGCCAAGCUGGGUCAACACAUACCCAUCAGCCGAUAUAUGUCCACUGACAGCCAGAGGAUAGUUGGAGGAGUUCUGGUGGGUACUGGCCUGUGGGUUACCAUAAUCAUGAUUAUGAGGAAUGUCCUGAAGUGUUUGUUGUCGUGGCAUGGCUGGAUGCAAACACGCCAUGGUUCUAUGACCUGGUCUACCCGUCUGUGGCUGUUAUUAGUGAAGAUAUUCUCUGGGAGGAAACCAAUGCUCUACAGUUUCCAGAACUCCCUGCCACGGCUAUCUGUUCCUUCCAUCAAGGACACCUGCAGAAGGUACCUGGAGUCAGUGCGUCCCCUGAUGGAUGAUGAGCAGUAUGCAAGGAUGAAGGGCUUGACUAAAGACUUUGAGAAGAACUUGGGACCAAGACUGCAGUGGUACCUCAAGCUCAAGUCCUGGUGGGCCUCCAACUAUGUCAGUGACUGGUGGGAAGAGUAUAUCUACCUGAGAGGCCGUGCACCCAUCAUGGUCAACAGCAACUAUUAUGCCAUGGAUUUCCUGUAUGUGUUCCCCACCCCCAUCCAGGCUGCCAGGGCAGGUAAUACCAUCCAUGCCAUCAUGCUUUACAGGAGAAAACUGGACAGAGCCCAGAUCAAACCAAUAUACUUGCUGGCGAACAAGGUUCCUUUGUGUUCGGCUCAGUGGGAGCGGAUGUUUAACACCACCCGCGUCCCUGGUUUGGAGACAGAUACCAUUCAGCACAUGAACGAGAGCAAACACAUUGCUGUGUACCAUAAGGGCCGAUUCUUCAAGGUGUGGAUGUUUUAUGAUGGGCGGCUGCUUUUGCCACGGGAAAUAGAGCAGCAGAUGGAGAGGAUCCUGGCAGACAUGUCAGAGCCCUCUCCAGGAGAGGAGAGGCUAGCUGCACUUACUGCAGGGGAAAGGACUCCGUGGGCAAAGGCUCGUGAAGCCUACUUCAGCCGUGGCAAAAACAAGCAGUCCUUGGAUGCCGUAGAGAAGGCAGCCUUCUUUGUAACUCUCGAUGAUACGGAGCAGCUCUAUGAUGCAGGAAAGCCAGUGAAGUCGCUGGACAGUUUUUCCAAGUCCCUGCUCCAUGGAAAAUGCUACGACAGGUGGUUCGACAAAUCUUUUAACAUGAUAAUUUUCAACAAUGGCACCAUGGGACUAAAUGCAGAGCAUUCCUGGGCAGAUGCUCCAGUCAUUGGCCAUCUGUGGGAGCAUGUACUUUCUAUGGACCCUAAACUGGGGUAUACUGAGGAUGGUCACUGCUGUGGGGAGCCACACCCCAACCUCCCAGGUCCUCUGAGGCUGCAGUGGGACAUCCCUACUGAGUGCCAGGAGGUCAUCGAGAGCUCUCUGACAGUAGCCAGGGCUCUGGCAGAUGAUGUGGACUGCCACUGUUUCCCAUUCACUGACUUUGGCAAGGGUCUGAUUAAGAAGUGCCGCACCAGUCCUGAUGCUUUCAUUCAGAUUGCCCUACAGUUGGCCCAUUACAGGGACAAAGGGAAGUUCUGCCUGACAUAUGAAGCCUCAAUGACGCGUUUGUUCCGUGAGGGCCGAACAGAAACUGUGCGCUCCUGCACCAUGGAGAGCUGUACCUUUGUUCGAUCCAUGAUCAGAGAUGAGACGAGAGAAGAGCGCCUCAAGUUGCUCAAACUGGCAGCAGAGAAGCACCAAAACAUGUAUCGCCUGGCUAUGACAGGAAAGGGCAUCGAUCGCCACCUUUUCUGUCUCUACGUGGUCUCCAAAUACCUGGGAGAAGACUCCGCCUUCCUCAAGGAGGUCCUGUCUGAGCCAUGGAGGCUUUCCACCAGUCAGACCCCCAUGCAGCAGCUCGAGCUGUUUGACCUGGUCAGACACCCAGAAUAUGCUUCCUCCGGAGGUGGAUUUGGUCCGGUGGCUGAUGAUGGUUAUGGUGUCUCUUACAUCAUUGUUGGUGAGAACCUCAUCAACUUCCACAUCUCCAGCAAAUUCUCAAGCCCAGAAACCGACUCUCAUCGUUUUGCCGCCAACAUCAGACGGGCAAUGACGGACAUGCUGGAUCUUUUCCAGCUCAACAAGCAAGCCAAGUGAUUGCCCUUUUCAUCAGUGCACAAACAUCAGAAGUCGUUUUUAGCAAAACGUAUAUUCCUCUUGAAGCUUGUACAGAAUCAGAUGUUGUAUUUUGGAGUUAUUUUUUAAGUUAAUCAAUGUUACACAAAUAAGGGACAUUGAGAGGCAUUUGGAAACAUUGCUAGUAAAUAUAUUGUGAGUUUAUGUGUACUGUAUGUACAGUAUAGACAAGUUGAGAUUCUGGUGGUGGUGGGUACAGGUAGUGUACAGGGCAAAGUUUUUAUUUCCAGAACUGUACACAAACAUUUAUUGGUGGAGUAAAUGUUUAAAAAAGCCAGAAAGGGAGGUGAAAAUACAAGUCUGUAUUACCACAGUACGACACUUGGCUAAAACUUAGAAGCUGAUAUGGUACAACACUUGUACUAGUUUUUGUCCUAGUUUCAUGCUUGUGUGUGUUUGUUGCUUUCAUACUCAGGUUUUACUGACUUGGCCAAGUAUUGUAUGGUGCUGGCUGUAACAUUGGAAGAAUAGCGCUUAUGUUGGUGUGUACAUGUGGAGCAGUAGAAGAAGCUGAGAUGCAGUGCAGUGGCAUGACCUCCAUGAGCUUGUGGCAAGUAGAAUAUUAUGUGUGCUGUUGAAGUGAGGCAUUGGCAGGACCGGGUGCGAGUCUGGGUUGAAUUGUAUUUUUUUUAAAAGAUUGGGUUAACUGUACUUUACCUAAAUUGUGCACUCCAUGACUGGCCCUUUUGUUAAAACUAACAAAUUUCUAACUACCUUGUUAGCCUUUUGUCAGAUCAAGAUACAUUUUUAAUGUUUAUGAGUAAACUGGCAAGUUGGCACUUACAGCAUAAAAGUCCUCAAAAUAGUCUGGGUUAUUGAUCUUACGUGGCUUCCAGACUUCCUGAUAGUUGGGGUUGUCCACUAGAGGGGCUUUCCACUUGCCCUUGUACUGUGGGUUAUUGAUCAUGGGACGUUUCCACACAGUCAUUGCGAAGUACGGAAUUGUUGCGGUCAUUUCAGUUCAGUAGGAAAUCAUUGUUUCUCUUGGAGUGACUCGUAGCAAGUGCAGAGGGGCUGUUGUGUGUAGGAAUACAUUUGUGUUAUGUAUAUGUUGCCAAUUCAUUUUAUUUAUUUUUUUCCUAGUUUGAACCUUUUUGUUCUCAACAACAAACUGUUUGAGAUGUACACAUUUACCUGCUGAAUGUGGCGAAAUGACACGCAUUAAGUUAAAGCUUUGCUGAUUUAAGUGAAAUGGACAGAAUACUUUGUUUUUUUGACAUCACAAUUUUGUUAUCACAGACUUUAACAGUAUACUCUAGUUGUAUGACUUUUUAUCUCAGUAGACCUCAUGUUUACACUACUGCAUGGGUUUUGAAGAUAUAAGCUGUACAUGUUUGCCUUCAAAUUAAAGAUGUGCAAAAAAGGCACACAGCUGAUACACCAAAACAUGUUUAACAGUAAACUGAAUGUCAGACAGCUGUUUCACCUCUGUCUUGUUGUUCUUACAAUGUGAUGUUUCUAAUAAUCUUUAUAAGUUCA